This is a messenger RNA of Rotaria socialis, 1944 nucleotides long. Lineage: Eukaryota; Metazoa; Rotifera; Eurotatoria; Philodinida; Philodinidae. The record is from the annotation of a GenBank genome assembly.
AUGAGUGGUCGCCCUCGUCCAGGAGCACUUAAUCUUAGUGCAGAAGCAUCGUCGAAUCAUCGGACAUGGUCGAUAGAUAGUAUGUUAUCGAGCAGUCCACCGUCUAGUGAGGCGGAAAGGUCACGAAUCUUUCGACGUGGUACAAUCAUUAGUCCAAACACGUAUGAUCGAAGUAUUCUUGAGGUCGAUCGGUCUGACUUGGUCGUGGCGAAGGAAGCUUUUAUAGAGGAAGAUAUGGAAUAUGAAGGUACCAAAGAUAAUGCAAUGAGUUCGAUCGAUAACCAACAAAUUCUAUGCAAUAUAAUUAAUCGUAGUCGUCAAGAAGAAUUAGAUCGUCUCAGUCAAGUCAUAUUGAGUCAACGAGCUCCUUAUGAUAGUGAUGUUCAGUUAAUACUUAGUCAAUGGAAUUUCGGUCGAUCAAGUUUACAUACGAACGAACUUCAUCCAUCUUCUAUAUUGAUUCAAUCAGGUGUAGUUGCUAGUCGUCAUCGACCCUCUACAGCCUAUAGUCAUCUUGAUCAUGCCUCUAUUGCUCGAGAAUGUCAAUUCAAUCUCGAACUAGCACCAUCGACAACAACAGCGACACAUAAAAGAAUUCGUCUACAUGCAAAAUCAUUUGCUAUCACGGCAUGGACAGAUGUUAGUAAAGAUGUGGUACUCGAUCAUAUCAAAAGAGAAUUUCGUAUAGAAAACAUUCAAUAUAUAUGUGUUAGUGAAGAAAUCAGUGAAUUGAAUCAUCGACGACACCUUCAUGUUCAGAUUAUCUUAAAGGAGAAAGUCGAUCGAAGAGCACCUUUUCUUGAUCGUAUUACUGGUACACGAUGUAACUAUCAGGUAACACGAAAUGAUCUUGCUUGGAAUGAGUAUAUCAAGAAAGAGGGUAACUAUCUGGAAUUCAAUGAAUUUAAAUCGACUCGUGCUCGAGCUGAUAAACAAUAUCCAUCGUUGUUGGCAUCAUCAUCAUCAUCAUCAUCAGUAGAAGUAGCAUCAUCUUCUCAAUCGAAUACAUCCGAUAGUACACAUGUGUCCCAUCAACAAGUACCAACACACACGAAUCGUCGAACAACAACAGUCCGAGCACAACUCGAAGUUCGACGUCAACUUGAAAAAGAUACUAUUGUCAGAGCAUUACAACUAGCUGAGAUUAAUGUUCAUCAGGCCAUGGAUCUCAUCCGGCAAGCAUUGCCAUGUAAAUUUUUCGCUCAUAGUUCGUGGUAUCUUUCAACAUUCAAUUAUAUUCAUCUUCGAGCACAAGAGCACGCUGAACGACAUGGUCAGAUCGAUAAAGAAUAUGUUUGGCCAUUGUCAUUUCCCAAUUGUACUGAUCGAUUGUGUGAGGCUAUGGAUCGAUGGAUUCGACAUAAUUUUUCUCGUACCAAACGUGCUAAAUGUCUCAUUCUCAUUGGACCGACCGGUACAGGUAAAACAUCUUUUGCUAUGUCACUACCUGGUCGUGUCAAUUAUUUCAAAGAACGAUGGAACCUUGAUCAUUGGAGUGACUAUGCUCGACAUUCUGUCUAUGAUGACAUCCCAUGGGACGAUUUCGCUAAAUUGAACUAUCCGAAUAAGAAAAGUCUUCUGACACAGAAUGGCAAAAUGAAUGCCACAGACAAAUACCGAAAUACUCGUGAGAUCAAUGUUCAACAGCCAGCCAUUGUUCUAUUGAAUCCUGAAGAUGCUGGUUCUCUGUUAGCUCAGCCAACCACUAUUCAGGAACAACAGGCAGCACUCUAUUGGAAAGAACGAGCAUUCAUCUAUGUCAUGCAACAGGAUGAAUACUUCUAUAAACGAUCUCAGCCACAUCAUCAAGCCGUUACAGCUGAUGACGAUGCAUAUCUUUCAGGUUCUUCAUCGAUGGGUUCAAAUGAUGCUCGACUUGGUGAAAAAAAUGAGUUCGAGUACAUGAUCCAUCGAUAUCAAGAGAGUCAUCGAAAGCCAUCAUAG